GUAUAUGUUUUAAGCAACAGUAGGCGAUUGAAAAUUCGUCUUGCAUUUGUCAAUGCUUAAGGCAUAAAUAUUUUAUAGACCUAAAGUUAAACAUAUAAAAAAUGGAAAGCAUUCGGGACACUUCCCAUGACGAAUUCUUUGAUAAACUGAACAGCUCUGACAAUCCACGUAAUUUGCGCCAGAUUUUCGAGGAGGACUGCCAAUCACUACGCAGGGAGUCUAGUAAUUUGCACUAUAAUCCGAUGCCGCCGCCACUAUAUAAGCGCAAGCCACAGCCCAGCAACAAGCAAGAGAGCACUUCAAUGGCAACUUGGAGCACUGUCAUUGCCAAAGUGACCACUGGCUACAAUGGCAACGACAAUGUGGGACGCGUAGGUUUGGCACUAUCGCGCAAUAGUGCAGGCGCCGCCAAACUGGUGGUCUACAAGACUCGCAACGAUUUGCUUAGCACGCUGCUAUUGACCAAGUCAACAUCGUCAGGCUCGCCACGCGGCGGCCCCUCUAAUUUAAUAGUGCGCGAGUCCUAUAUGCAGUUCUAUGAUGAUUCACAGCGCUUCUGGAGUCUGCGCUUCGAGAACACAAAGGAUGAGGAUGAGUUUACAGAUGAACUGACCAAACUAGGCCUGCCCGUGGUCACCAGGCACAACAAUAACGGCAAAGCUAACGAGGGCAAGGAGUCCCCUAGCUCAGCAACGGGCACUGGCACAAACAACAGUGUGUCGGACAGUGAGAGUGAAUCGACGCCAUCGACGGAGGAGAUCGUUAACCCCGAGCAAAAGUCGGAACAGCAGCGUGAAAUCAACGAAACACUGGGGCCACUUGACCGCAUCACCUCAGAGAUACCACUUGCAGUAAAAGAGCAAGCCAUUGUAGCCAUGAGCAAGCUAGUGAUUAAUCGCGCUGUGGCCGAGGGGCUCAGUCGGGAUGAUAAAAUGGAUACUCUACUGCAAGCCAUGUGCCGUUUGGCCAACAGCAGCACCAACAGCACUACCAAGACUUCGCAAGUAAGCAGCGCAGACAACACAGUGUCUUCAACCAUGGUAUUGGCCGACAACGAAGAUGAGCUUCUCGAGCUGGAACAGAAGCUGCUCAAUUUCAAAAAGGAGAAUCGCGCACUGAUCAAAAACCUCAAGCUAAAGGAGCAGGCUCUUGAAGACCUACGUUCAUCCACCUGCGCUCUCUGCGAACAGCUGCUCGGCCAAAAUAAUGAGCUCAAAAUGCAGAAUACAGACCUCCUGACAGCCAUGACGGCACACAGCACGGCCAAUUUUGCUGUCAAUGGGUGCAGCAAGUGCGAACAGUAUUUAACCAAAAUUGAACAUUUGGAGCGCCGCAUUGCCACAUUGCAGAUGACACUCAUGGAAUGUGCUGCCAAUGGCAAUCCGGGGGCCAAUGCAGUGCUACCCGCGCCUUAAAUUGACUUACGGACACACUCGCUCAUACAUGCAUUGUAUUUUGUUAAGAGGACUUGUAUAUUUUUUUAGUUUAAUGGUUGUGUAUGAGGUAGUGUUGUGUUCGGACCUAAAUUAAAUAGUUUAAUUUCAUCUUUAAGAUGUUCCAAAACAACGCACUGAAUAGUGGAACUCAGUGUAGUAAUUUUACGUAUAUUUAUCAUAUGCCAUGCACAUUAAUAUUAGUCCUGAGUUGUGCUAAAAAAAACAUCUGUGAAAUACUUCGUCGUCUAUAUAUAUGCAAAUAAAAGAUAAUACA
This is a messenger RNA of Drosophila busckii, 1710 nucleotides long. RefSeq lists its product as uncharacterized. Bases 102 to 1415 code for a protein of 437 amino acids. The transcript is spliced from 2 exons. NCBI's taxonomy places the organism in Eukaryota, Metazoa, Arthropoda, Insecta, Diptera, Drosophilidae. The record is from RefSeq and is a predicted model, not a curated record.